AUGAAUACUUCGAACGUAUCGCUCAUCAGAAGCAGCAGCAGCAGCAGCGACGGCAAAAUCGCCAAUACCCCACAGUCUCCAUCAUCUUCGUCCUCAUCUUCGUCCUCAUCAAAGCCGUGGCCCUUGAAACGACUCCCCUCUCAACUCCGCAUCCUCAAACCCCGCAUCCACAUCCCCUGGCCCCAAAAACAAUCCUUCGUCAAACUCCCAAAAGACGAGAGCCAACUCGACGCUAAACCACUUCACUUCCACACCCACACCCACACCAAUAUCAAUACCAAUACCGAUGCUAAUGACGACGGCAACAGCGAUGCGGAUGCUAGUACCACCCCGCGAUACCUCCAGAAGAAAGAGAGGAAACUGCGUGUGCGAGAAGCAGAAGUGGGGAGGCGGGAAGAUGAGGUGCGCGUGAGGGAACACAAGGUCUGGGAGGGGCUGAAGGAGAUGGCGAGGGGGAAAGUGCAUGUAGCUAUUCUGGAAGAAAGGGUUAAGGAGUUGGAGGGGGAGGUUGGUGGUGGCCGGAAGAAGGGGGCCGAUGUGGGUGCGAGCAGUGAGCGGGGGACGAGACAGUGGUGGGUGAAAGGGUGGUGGAGUUUUCGCGAGUAG
This is a messenger RNA of Ascochyta rabiei, 606 nucleotides long. RefSeq lists its product as uncharacterized. The record is from RefSeq and is a predicted model, not a curated record. Lineage: Eukaryota; Fungi; Ascomycota; Dothideomycetes; Pleosporales; Didymellaceae. The coding region runs from base 1 to 606 and encodes 201 amino acids. The transcript has a single exon.